UCAGUUUUCAGUAGCUAAUUCGAAAUCUCUGUCCAGUGCGUUAAAUGUUUGUCAUCGGUCAAUGCUUAACGCAAUGACCGAUCUAUGAUUUACAAGUUGUGAGUUUCCUUUAACGAUAGACAUUGUUCGGUAAGAGUAGCUGUGUUUCUAAGUGAAGGAGUCGGUCAAAGACAUCGCUACGAUAAGUAGAAGAGUAAACAAGUAGGAAGUUUCGAGGAAUAUAUGAGAAGAUGACAGAACGAUCGCAAAUAACGGGUGUCCUAUGGAUAUUCGACAAAUUAAUUCCCGGAGCCCUCGAGUCCCUGAAGACGCUCCAGGACUUAGGCAAGAGGAUCCAACUAGUGUCCAACAACAGCACGCCGUAUUUCAAAGACUACGAGGCGAAAGUGAAGCCCAGUGGCCUGCAGUUUCAACCGGCACAACUGACCUUACCGUCAACGGUGAUCGCCUGGUACCUGAACAAGAUCAAUUUCCGCGGCGAAGCUUUCGUCAUCGGAAGCCCAUCGUUCCGGCAGACUUUGACGGAAGCUGGUAUCAAGAUGACGCCACCGGGGUUUCCGGAGAUCACAAGGGACGUCUUAGGAACAUCGGUAAUUAACGCGGUCACAACGGGAGAUAGCGAUGCGAUCGUCCUCGACUACAGUUUAAGGGCCAGCUGGGCGCAACUGACCUACGCGAUUAAUCGUUUGAAGAAAGAAGACCUUUUGUACUUGAGCGGGACGAAGAGCCGAUCGAUCCUCGCCGGCCUCAGGAAGGAAGUCUUAGGCGCCGGACCUUUGACCGACCUGGUCAGCAGGAUGAGCGGAAAGCAGCCGAUCGAGUGCGCCAAGCCCAGCAAUGUCCUGAGAGAACACCUGAUGGACAUUUGCCAAGUAAAGGAUCCUAAACGAUGUCUAUUCAUCGGAGAUUCAAUCGCCACGGACAUGACGUUCGCGACCAAAUGUGGCUUCCAGAAGCUGUUCAUAGAAACCGGCAUGGACAACUACGCGGAUACGUUGAAAAACGAGGGUACGCAGCCGGAUUACUACCUCUCAACUUUGGGUUUGCUGACAUCGAUCAUCGAGUCGGCGUCGAAGAAUUCAGCAAAAAUGAGGAGCAGUUGACGCGUGGACGAAUGGAAACAAUGGAGAUUGCCAGUGCAGAUUUUUUGCUCGCCUCGGAGUCGACGAAUCUCCUUGAAGAAUGGGGGGAUAAAGGUUAAAACUGCAGCGUGGAGAUUUCUAGUCGUGGCCUCUGUACCGGAGAAAUAAUUUAUUACCGAACGACCUCUGACAUCCGGUUCGUUACCGAUUUCUUUUUGGAAUAAGUUAAGCCUGAAAAUGCGUAAAUAAAAUAUUAUGUCACAUAUUAUACAUGUAAA
Molecule: messenger RNA, 1360 nt
Organism: Nomia melanderi (Alkali bee)
Lineage: Eukaryota; Metazoa; Arthropoda; Insecta; Hymenoptera; Halictidae
Cellular component (GO): cytoplasm
Molecular function (GO): phosphatase activity
Source: RefSeq, a predicted model, not a curated record